Gongylonema pulchrum is the source of this 219-nucleotide messenger RNA. Lineage: Eukaryota; Metazoa; Nematoda; Chromadorea; Rhabditida; Gongylonematidae. The record is from the annotation of a GenBank genome assembly.
AUGGAAUAUCGAACAGUACUGUUUGUGCUAAGUUUUAUGCUGAAGACAGGGCAGACCUCGAGCAGUUCACUGACAAAUGUAUGCAUCGCCCGGACCUCAUCACUCAUCAUGUCUACUUGUGAUGGAUGCAUCCAAGCUGCUGGCUUCCCACAACAAAUUGGUUAUUUUUUUUUCUCACCCAAUAAUGUGGUUCGUAAUGGUUCACAAGCGGAUUAUUAG